Messenger RNA from Paramecium tetraurelia, 1617 nucleotides. RefSeq lists its product as uncharacterized. The record is from RefSeq and is a predicted model, not a curated record. NCBI's taxonomy places the organism in Eukaryota, Ciliophora, Oligohymenophorea, Peniculida, Parameciidae. The transcript has a single exon.
AUGACGAAUGUUAAUUAUGAUAAUUUGAGAAUAAAAGCGUAUAAGAAUGGUUAAUUGAUAGAUUUGAAUGGCACAUAUAAGUCAGAAGGAAUCUAGGAUGGGGAUAUCAUUCAAUAUUGUUUGUCAGACAUGAUAGUAUAAUUGAUGAUUUGGACUAGGAAUCAGAGAUAAAUAAAAGAAAUGUGUAUACAUUUUUUGGACACAGUGAAGGAUCUAAAAGAGAAAGUGAUAAACCAAUUUAAGAUUACAGAUGAAUGCAAAAUACUACUAAAUGGGUAAGAUUUACAUGAGAAUGAAUAUAUCAAGAAUUUUAAAAAUAAUGUAAUGUUUACAGUAAGUAAGGUGUUUCACUUUAAGAUCGAAUUAUUGUUGGAUAACAAUAUAGAACAAUCAGAAUCCAGAUUCUAUGAGACAGACAGAGUGUCACAAAUGAAGUCUUUAUACACAGAUUUAUUCUAAGACGAGGUUUGUAUUUAGGUCGACAACAAAAAUGAAAAUAAAGAUGAUGACAUAAAUGAUGAUGAUGAAUUGUCAGAAUACAUUGGUAAGGUGCUCAGGAUUUCAAAGAAGAAUAUAAAUGUGAAAUAUAAAAUCUAAGACUUAUAAACUGUGUAUGAGGGUAAAUUUAAUAAGUUUAAGACAUUGGGAGGAAUGCUGGGAGACAUAGCAAAAAGAAAAUCAAGAUGUUAUAUUGCCAAUAACCUAAUGGAUCAAACUAUUAAGUUAAUCGAUCUAAAUUUAGACCCAAACACAGUUAUUACUAUAGAAUCUACUAGUAAAGUUUAAUUGUUUGACUUAAAUAACACUCAUAACGUGGUGGAAAUUGACUUCUACCCAGAAGACAUAAUUGGUUAUGCAAUUAAGAACCAUAUCAAAGGGAAAUGUGUAAUUUAGGAGGGAAAUCGCGAGAUAAACAUUUAAAACUCAUUCCGAGAUGAAAAUAUUUACAAUAACGACCACUUGCACUAUAUUUUAUUAGUGACGAUUAAAUUUAUGAGCUAUAAAACAAAGGAAUUGUAGUAUUAAAAGAUUUGCAGAAUGGACACAAAAAUCAGUUAGAUUCUUAGCCAGAAUCAUCAAAACAAGAUUAGAGUAUAUUAUUUAGAGAGGGAAAUCAAUUAAGACAGCACCUUGGCAGAAUUAGAAGUGCCAGAUUCUUAAGAAUUAUUCAUUGAGGAGUUAGAUAGUACAUUGAUAUUGCAUGUCGAUGAUAAGAUUAGAACUUUAACUAUUGAUUAGAAAAUGACUGUUUAGCUUUUCAAGGAACAACAGAAAUUGAAUAGGGAGAAUUAUUAUCUUUAUCAAUUAAGAGAUUAGACAUAAGCAUUACCCAAUGAUUUCAUUUUGAAAUCUCUACAGAAUAAUAACAAAGAGAUUGAACUAAUAUACAAAUUGGAUCAUAAUAUUAUCAAAAUCAUUUUGAUAGAUUAGGAUGAAAAGGAGUACACAGAAUAUGUGAAGAUGAAUCAAAAAUUUAAGACAUUCUUAUAGGAAUUUAAAUUAAAAUAUAAGUUUAAUGAUGGAGAAAUGUUCUAUGACGGUGCAACAUUAAAUUUAGAUCAGUGUUUCUCAGACCUCUAAAUUACUUAAAAUGCGAAAUUUGAGAUUAUUAUUUGA